GUCUAUCUUUCUCUGUGUGUCUCUUAGCCAAUUACACAGUGUCCUGUCUUGCAUCCUGUCCCCCUUUUUUUCUGCUCUCACUCAUUUUCCCUCCUUCUUUCUUAAGGCCUUGUUGAGCCCUGAUAGGCUUGCUGGGGAUAAAACCUGGAGCUUGAGAGAGGAGAGGGACAUUUGGGAGCGAGAUGGCGAGAGGGAUGGUGGCCACAUACCUACAUGGAGUCCUUCUCCUGGCUCUGUGGAAGCCUUCACUGCAAGGAGGUGUAUAUGUACCUGCUGGUGGAGCAGCAGGAGGAGCUGGAGCAGGACCUGGAACAGGAUUCGGACCAGGUGGGACUGGAACAGGAUUCGGCCCUGGCGGAGCCGGGACCGGAUUCGGUCCUGGAGGAGCAGGGACCGGAUUCGGUCCUGGAGGAGCAGGGACCGGAUUCGGUCCUGGAGGAGCAGGGACCGGAUUCGGUCCUGGAGGAGCAGGGACUCAAUUCGGUCCUGGAGGAGCAGGGACUCAAUUCGGUCCUGGAAGUGCAGGGACUGGAUUUCAGCCUGGUGGAGGAGCUGGUGUUGGUCUAGGACCAGGAGCUGGUGGAGGGGGCUAUGGUGGUCAAGGACCAGGAGGAGUCGGCCCUGGAGGAGUCGGACCUGGAGGAGUCGUCCCUGGAGGGUUCAGGCCUGGCACCUUUGGCCCAGGCAGUGGUGGACUUGGAGUCAUACCUGGAGGUGUUGGUGCUGGUGGAAAGCCUCCGAAAACAGGAGGUGGCUAUGGUGAUCGUGGAGGUGUGACUGGAGGGUUUGGAGCAGGACAGGGAGGUGUAGGAGGACUGGGACCGGGCGGAGUAGGGUCAGGUGGUUUUGGACCAGGUGGUGUCGGUACUGGAGGCUAUGGAACUGGGCCUGGAGGAGUUGGUCCAGGUGGUUUUGGACCAGGAGGCACUGGUCCUGGUGGCCAAGGCACAGGCCUCGGGGCAGGGGGUUUGGGUGGAGGUGUGCUUGGAGCAGGAGGCCUCGGGACUGGCAGAGGUCAGGGAGCUGGAGGGCUUGGAACUGGACCAGGCUACGUACCUGGAGGUGGCUAUGGAGGUUAUGGAGGAUAUGGACCUGGUGGAACUGGUCCUAAACCUCCUAAAACAGGUGGAACUGGUUAUGGGCCUGGUGGUGCUGGAUUUGGACCUGGUGGUGCAGGAGUUGGGCCUGGUGGUGCUGGAUUUGGGCCUGGUGGUGCAGGAGUUGGGCCUGGUGGUGCUGGAUUUGGACCAGGCGGUGCAGGAGUUGGACCUGGCGGUGCAGGAUUUGGACCUGGCGGUGCAGGAUUUGGACCUGGCGGUGCAGGAGUUAGGCCUGGUGGUGCAGGAUUUGGACCUGGCGGUGCAGGAGUUGGGCCUGGUGGUGCUGGAUUUGGGCCAGGUGGUGCAGGAGUUGGGCCAGGUGGUGCAGGGUUUGGGCCUGGUGGUGCAGGAGUUGGGCCCGGUGGAACAGGAUUUGGGCCUGGUGGUGCAGGAGUUGGACCCGGUGGAACAGGAUUUGGGCCUGGUGGUGCAGGAGUUGGACCUGGAGGAGCAGGAGGAGUCGGUCCUGGUGGAGCUGCCGGAGUUCCAAUACUGCCACAGACUGGUACAACUGGGGGAGGACCUGGAGGAAAGAGUGGUGGUAAAGCAUCAAAACAAGUUCCAGGAGUUGGUGUGCCUGGACUCUAUCAAGGUGGAUAUGUACCAGGCCAAGGUUUUGGAGGCCGUGGCGUUCUCCCUGGAGUGGCCACAGGAUCGGGACUUGGGCCUCAGACUGGGGCCGGAGUUCUCGGACAGGGUGGUGUUGGACCAGGAGGAGCAGGCAAUGGUCGUGGACAGCAGUUGCCUGGCGUUUUCCGUGGUUACCCUCUCAUAUCACCAAAAUCAGGGGCGGGCAAAUCCAAGAAGAAUCCAGCCAAAGCUGCAGCUAAAUAUGGUGUACCUGGAGCUGGAGGAGGGACACUUGGUCAAGGAGGCUCUUUGGGCGUUGGGGCUGGAAGACUCCCUGGAGGAGGAACAGGAGCUGGACCUGGAUUUGGAGGUGGAGUUGGAACAGGAGGAGGACCUGGAGCUGGAACUGGAUUCGGACCUGGUGCUGGAGCUGGAACUGGAUUCGGACCUGGCGCUGGAACAGGAGGUGGAACUGGAUUAGGUUAUGGUCCUGGCUCAGCCAAAGCACGCAAAUAUGGCCAGCCUGGCGGUGGAGGCACUGGUGUUGCUGGAGGCCUUGGAGGUGGAGGUCCAGGAGGAGGAGUUGGCCGCGGCACAGGAGUGGGACCUGGCUCUGGUGUUGGUUUUGGUCCAGGUGGUGCCGGCACUGGAUCAGGCGGCCUUGGUUACGGUCCAGGUGGUGCUGGCACUGGGUCAGGCGGUCUUGGUUACGGUCCAGGUGGUGCUGGCACUGGCCCUGGAGGAGCAGGUUAUGGGUCAGGCGGAACUGGGUAUGGGCCAGGCGGAACUGGGUAUGGGCCAGGCGGAACUGGAUAUGGGCCAGGUGGAACUGGAUAUGGGCCAGGUGGAACUGGGUAUGGGCCAGGUGGAACUGGGUAUGGGCCAGGUGGAACUGGGUAUGGGCCAGGUGGAACUGGUACUGGGACAGGAGGAGCAGGAACAGGACCUGGAGGGUAUGAUGCCAGUGCCAAAGCUCGUAAAUAUGGAAUGUUAAGUGGAGCACUUGGAGGUACAGGACCAGGCGGUGCUGGUACUGGCUAUGGACCAGGAGGAGUUGGACCGGGCGGUGCUGGUACUGGCUAUGGACCUGCAGGCGUUGGACCAGGUGGUGCUGGUACUGGCUAUGGACCUGGCGGUGCUGGUACUGGCUAUGGACCUGGAGGCGUUAGACCAGGCGGUGCUGGUACAGGCUAUGGACCUGGAGGCGUUGGACCAGGCGGUGCUGGUACAGGCUAUGGACCAGGAGGAGUUGGACCCGGCGGUGCUGGUACAGGCUAUGGACCUGGAGGAGUUGGACCAGGCGGUGCUGGUACAGGCUAUGGACCAGGAGGAGUUGGACCUGGCGGUGCUGGUACUGGCUUUGGACCAGGAGGAGUUGGACCAGGUGGGGCUUUCUAUGGUCCUGGAGGUUAUGCUGGUGCUAAAGCCCGCAAAUAUGGUCUGCCUGGAGGUACCCUGGGUGCAGGAGGACUUGGUGGUGGAGGGGGGCCUGGUUCUGGGCUUGGAGUAGGAGGAGGGGUCCCAGGACGAGGUGUUGGAGUAACAACUGGUGGUGGACCUGGAGCUGGACUGGGGACCGGUGGGAUACCUGGUUCUGGUAUUGGAACGGGAGGUGGACCAGGUGGCUUUGGACCAGGCGGUGCUGGAGGGCUUCCAGGUGGUGGUGGGACAGGAAGAACAGGAUAUGGACCGGGUGGAUACGGACCUGUUGGAUAUGGACCUGGUGGAUAUGGACCUGGUGGAUAUGGACCUGGACCUGGUUACGGACCAGGUGGAGGCUAUGGUGCAGGACCAGGAGUUGGAUAUGGAACAGGCUAUGGAGCUGGAUUAAAACCUGCUAAAUAUGGUCAAGGUGGAACGGGUGCUGGUGGGGUACUUGGAGGUGGAGCAGGACGAGGUGGUGGUUAUGGACAAGGAGGAUUUGGAACUGGCUCUGGGGGUCUAGGCUACGGUACAGCAGGAUCUAAAGCUGCAAAGUACGGACUUGUACCUGGGGCAGGAGCAGGGACUGGCACAGGAACAGGAACAGGCACAGGAACUGGCACAGGAACAGGCACAGGCACAGGAACAGGCACAGGCACAGGAACUGGCACAGGAACAGGAACUGGCACAGGAACAGGCACAGGGACCGGCCUUGCAGGAACUGGCACGGGGACUGGCACUGGUGUUACAGUGAAUGGCACCAGCACUGGCAGUAGUGCAGGGGCGACAGCCGGACCCAGUGGAGGGGGACUCGGAGCCACAGGAGGCACACCAGCUCCAGCAUCAGAAGGUACUGGUGUAGCUGGCAGACCAGUGGGUGAAGGAGGUGACAGAGAUGCCCUGGGUGGAACAGGAAUCCCCAUCAUUGGAGCAAGACCAGGACUCAAUGGGACAGUUCCAGGUUCCACAGGAGCCGCCCCUGUUGGUGGCGGGGCUAUACAACCAAGUGGUGGGAUGGGUGUUGGUGGUACUGGAGUUCCCUCUGGAGGUUCUGGUGGUGAUCUCUCUGGUACGCUGCCUGGAGCCAAACCCCUCAAACCCCCAGGUGUCCCCAGAGGUGACACACCAGGUGAAGGAGAUGGAGAGGGAGGUCCUGAUGGAGAAAGAGGUGAUACAGCAAGCACAAGUGGAGGACCGGGAGGAGUAGGAGGGCGUCCUACCAGUGCCGGAGCUACAGGAGGUGUGUCAGGUGGCGUGACAGGAGCGGGAAGAGGAGACAGUGCUGCUACUGGAACUGGAGUUGGACCAGGAGGUGCAGCUGGUGGAGUAGGAGGAACACCAAAACCGCCCAAAGAAUAUGGACCUGAUGGGACUGUAGCAGGAGGUGUAAGUGGUGGACCUGGUGGAGUCGGUGGGGUGGGAGGAGGAAGCACUGGUGGAGUUGGAGGAGUUGGAGGAGGUCCUGGAGGAGUUGGAGUAGGAACAGGAGCCCUUAAACCUGGAAAAAGUUAUGGAGCUGGAGUUUUACCAGGUGGAGGUAUUCGUUACCCGAGUGGAGCUGGAGUAGGACAGGGAACAGGAAAACAAGGCAAAGUUUAUGGAACUCUUGGAGCAGGAGGCCAGGGUAGGGUUGGGCCUGGUGGUUAUGGAGCCGGUCCUGGUGGCUAUGGUACAGGUCCAGGAGGUUAUGGGGCAGGACCUGGAGGUUACGGGGCUGGUCCAGGUGGGUAUGGUGCUGGGCCUGGUGGAUAUGGAACUGGACCUGGAGGCUAUGGAGGCAGCAGAGGCACUGGUGCCGGGCCUGGCGGUGCUGGGACCCUCGGAGUUGGAGGGGCUGGAACUGGAGUAGGCCCUGGUGGAGUCGGUGGAGGACUGGGGGGAUAUGGUGGUGGUGUAGGUCCUGGUGGUACAAGAUAUGGAACAGGUCCAGGACUGGGUACUGGCUCUGGAAAACCACCAAAAAGUUAUGGAGCAGGAGCUGGUGGUACUGGGGUUGGGCCUGGUGGCUAUGGGACUGGACCAGGGGGAGUCGGUACUGGUCCCGGAGGUUUUGGACCAGGUGGCUUUGGACCUGGUGGUACUGGUGCUGGUAGCUACGGACCUGGUGGCACUGGACCAGGUGGAUACGGGCCCAACACUGGGACGGGACUGGGGGGUGUUGGAACUAGGCCAGGUGGUUUUGGACCCGGUGGUGUUGGCACUGGACCAGGUGGUGUUGGCACUGGACCAGGUGGUUUUGGCACUGGACCAGGCAGCUAUGCACUUGGUGGAGCAGGUCAAGGACUGGGAACAAGAAAGCCACCCAAAUCAGGCUAUGGAUCAUCUGCACUGGGUGGAGCAGGCUACGGGCAAGGCGGUGCUGGCACAGGUACAGGUUUUGGACCAGGCGGUGCUGGCACAGGAACAGGCUUCGGACCAGGCGGAGCUGGCACAGGGCCAGGUUUCGGACCAGGUGGUGCUGGUACAGGAACAGGUUUCGGACCAGGUGGAGCUGGUAGAGGAACAGGUUUCGGACCAGGUGGUGCUGGUACAGGAACAGGUUUCGGACCAGGUGGAGCUGGUAGAGGAACAGGUUUCGGACCGGGUGGAGCCGGCACAGGAACAGGUUUUGGACCAGGUGGAGCCGGCACAGGAACGGGUUUCGGACCAGGCGGUGUCGGCACAGGAACAGGUUUCGGACCAGGCGGUGUCGGCACAGGAACAGGUGGCGUCAGACCAGGGGGCCAAGGAUUAGGAAAAAGAAAACCCUCUAAAUCUGGUUAUGGAGGAGCUGGGUAUGGACAAGCAGGAGGAUUGGGAGGAGGUACAGGAACUGGCCGCCUCGGCCCAGGAGGUGCUGGAACUGGUGGUUAUGGCCCAGGAGGAGCUGGAACUGGCGGCCUUGGCCCAGGAGGUGCUGGAACCGGUGGUUAUGGCCCAGGAGGAGCUGGAACCGGUGGUUAUGGCCCAGGAGGAGCUGGAACUGGCGGCCUUGGCCCAGGAGGCGCUGGAACCGGUGGUUAUGGCCCAGGAGGCGCUGGAACCGGUGGUUAUGGCCCAGGAGGAGCUGGAACCGGUGGUUAUGGCCCAGGAGGAGCUGGAACCGGUGGUUAUGUCCCAGGAGGCGCUGGAACCGGUGGUUAUGGCCCAGGAGGAGCUGGUACAGGUGGUUAUGUCCCAGGAGGCACUGGAACUGGCAGCCUCGGCCCAGGAGGCGCUGGAACUGGUGGCUACGGACCAGGAGGUGCUGGAACAGGACCAGGGGGCUUUAGACCUGGUGGUGCAGGUGGAUAUGGACCUGGUGGCCAAGCACUUGGGAAAAGGAAGCCUAAAUCUGGUUACGGCUCAUCGUUGGGUGGAACUGGCUAUAGACAAGGUGGUGCAGCAGGAGUGCUUCCUGGUACAGGAACAGGAGGUAUCAUUGGAGGCCCAGGUGGUGUAGCAGGAGGCACAGGAGGUUCUGCAGGAACAGGCCAGGGGGUAGGAGGAGUAGGAGGAGUAGGAGGAGGAGCAGGCGGCUUACCAGCAGGGGGAGUUGGCCCUGGCUAUGGUGGGGUGGCUGGUGGAGGAUAUACAGGAUAUACUGGGGCUGGACAAAAAUCAAAAGCACAGAAGGCAGCCAAGUAUGCAGCCAUGCAGGCCUUACUGGGCGCCGGGGGCUACAGAGGCGCUGGCUGUCAGGGUAAAUACUGUGGCCGAAGGAGGAAGUGAGAGACCAACAGACAGGAAGUGACCUCAUUAAAACAACAGUGGUGCUAUUGCAUGAUCCCAGACUCUAAAUGUCUUAUCUGCCAUAGAAGCUAAAGCUUCAACACAUUCCAUGUUACACUUUAAUUUGCUUCGAUUUUAUACAAACGUCUCUUUCAGAAAGAGCACUGGUUCUCAACCUGUUACUGUCCUGAUUCCUUAAAUGCUUCUGAUGCAGGCUGCUAUGCAGAGCGGAGAAAUGUGUCUUUGCCGUGUUGUUGUUUGGAUAAUUCAGCGAUUUGACUUGAAAAAUAGUCACAAGACAAACAAGUUAGAACAAGUUAAAAUACGUCUGUAUGGGGGAUACAUUUGUUAUAACAGUAUUUUUCUCCACAUUAAUCACCCUGUGACUCUCCGGGGAUCCUGACUACCAGGCUGAGAACCACUCAAAUAAGGAAAGAUUUCUUUUUUGUGAGGCCAAGCUGUAUUAUCAUACACUUUAUGUUUAUUGUUGUUACAACAUUUGUGUUCCUGUGCAAGUAUCACGGUGAAUCCUCUGGGUGAAGACUGAUACCAAGGACACCCUCAGGGCAGCUCCUUCAGACCUGUCUGCAUGCUGACACAAUGUUUUUUUUUUUUUUAAUCUUCAAGGCCACACUUUUAUCCAGUUUGACUGGGUUUUCUUUGGGUCUGCAGAGUGUAAUGUGUAAUGUGAUGUUUGUUUGGAGGAACUGUGAACAAAAGGGACUCCAAGUGGAUUUUUUUAUUUUCAUUUUAUGGUGUGGUGUUUUGACCGGUCUUUAUCUGAUCCCUGAAAAGCAGCCUGUGUUUGUUUUAUCUGCACUCAGGCCUUAACAGUAUUAACAAAUGUGGAGGUCCUCAGCUGUUAACACAGAUUCUUCCACUCCUCUCACAACAUUACAGGCACUGUUUUAUAGCUACAUAACACUAAUUGGUAUAACAUUUGGUUAACAUGCAUAUUAUUUUUAUAUUUGUAAUGAUAUUAUGGUGUGGCUUAGAUUACAUUUGCUGUUGAGGAAAGCAUUCAAACUAAAUGUGAGGUAAUACUGUAUGAUUAGAAUACAUAUAAUGCAUUUAAAUGACAUCUGAGGAGCAUUGAUUACUGUGUUUUUUUCUUUUUUUGAUGUACCUCCUUUAACACUGUUGGAAAAUUGUUCACGUUUACUAGUCUUUUUAAAUUAUGCUGACAAAAGGCAGAAAAAGCUAUGUGCUUUAUCUAUUUAGUCUCAUUUUACGAAUUCAAGUGCAUUAAUACAGUAUUAAGAGUUAUUUUGUGUGUGUGUGUGAGUUUUAACAGUUUUUUAAACUUGUGUACUACGAUGAUAAAUAUAAGUUCUUUGUUUUCUACAUUGUCCUUGAAUGUGUGCUGAAUCACAAGUACUCUGUGAUGUCAUUUGCAUAAAAAAGUGUAACUGAAUCUCAUCUUGCAUCCAAGCUCACGCUUGUGUCUCUAUCAUGUAGCUCAACAUGUGGUUUUUUAACAUCUGUGUUCUUUAUGUGGCCAAUGAAGAAAAUGAUGCACUUUUGUACACUUUCAGACAAUGCUCUCAGAAAUAAAGAAAUGACCAAUGA
This is a messenger RNA of Dicentrarchus labrax (European seabass), 8351 nucleotides long. RefSeq names its product fibroin heavy chain-like. The record is from RefSeq and is a predicted model, not a curated record. Bases 183 to 6782 code for a protein of 2199 amino acids. Lineage: Eukaryota; Metazoa; Chordata; Actinopteri; Moronidae. The transcript is spliced from 54 exons.